CCAUGGUAUGGUAGUACGCUCGAAGCCAUGGGAGUCCCCUUGUAUAUCAUGCAGUGUGGUUCUGAUACCAGUGGAAGAUCCGGUUCUCAAGGAAGGAGCAGUGCACAAUGGCUGCCAUGACGACUACAAGAUCAACACCAAGGACAUUACAAAUCUGAAGUGCUCCCCAGCGGUUUCUGCAGGACGCAGCCCCAAAGUUCUGAACGGCCUGCUCAGUCCUCAGCUGGAGGCCUUGACCAACAGCCAGACGUCGCUGUGUGAGAUGCUGCAGGAGAAGGAGAAGAAGACGUGGAGUGGAGGAACCAUGGGCAUGGACCACUCAGCGCUCAUCCCCCUACGCUCAAAGAACUUCAGGGAGAGGAGCGAUGCUCACUUUGUGGAUGUUAUUAAAGAGGACAGCCUUAUGAAGGACUAUUUCUAUAGACCCCCAAUAAACAAGCUCAGCCUCACCUUCCUUGAGAGCAGCCUGGAGUCUGCCUACCGGAUAAGCUACCAGGAAGAGGUGGAAACCCAGGCACCGGUGCAGACUUUUGCCAGUCCAACAUUCAGCUCUUUUCUGGACAUGCUGCUCUGCUGUUUAGUGUUUCUGGCUCUCUCACUGGCCUGUUUCCUCCGACCGCUUGUCACCCAGCAGAGCGUGUCCACACCAGCACUCAUUCUGACAGCUGGAGCCAACCUGCUGGAGACUGUGGCCCUUCUGUUUGCUAUACGUAUGGCUUUCUACCUGGACAGUGUGCUUCACUGCACUCGGAUGCUGAUGAGAGUGGUUUCAGGAUGGAUAGCGCGUCACUUUAUAGGAGCCGUCCUGGUGUCCCUGCCCACUGUGGCUGUCUUUUCCCAUGUUACCUGUGACAUGCAUCUCUCAAUUCAGUUCACCAUGUUCAUCUGCUGUGCUGUCAUCAUAGCCAUCAUUCAGUACUGUAACUUCUGCCAACUCAGCUAUUGGAUGCGCUCAGUUCUAGCAACUUUGGUGGGACUAGCAAUGCUUGCCUUGAUCUUCAGCUCCCCCUGCAGGUUGGAUGUUAAAAGCAAUACCAGCUUCAGUAACAGCUCCAUCUUCAUGUCUGAAAGUCCUCCAGACCCAACCCCAAAGGACCUGCUGGGCCCUGAGGCCUGCGUUGCCUUUUUCCUGGUCCUUCUCCUUAUCUUGUUCCUUAACCGUGAAUUUGAAGUUAGUCACCGCCUGCAUUACCAUGGCAACGUUGAGGCUGAUCAACACCGCAUCAAGAUCCAGAACAUGAGAGACCAGGCCGACUGGCUGCUACGCAACAUCAUCCCCAUCCAUGUGGCCGAACAGCUAAAGGUCACCCAGAGCUACUCCAAGAACCACGACAAUGUGGGUGUCAUAUUUGCCAGUAUUGUUAACUUCAGUGAGUUUUACGAGGAAAGCUACGAGGGAGGCAAGGAGUGCUAUCGUGUCCUCAACGAGCUAAUUGGAGACUUUGACGAGCUGCUACGAAAGCCUACGUUCUCGAAUAUGGAAAAGAUCAAGACUAUCGGUGCCACGUACAUGGCAGCAGCAGGACUCAAUGCGCAGCAGUGUGCUGACGCGGCACAUCCUCACGCACAUCUUCGCGCUCUUUUCGAAUUCGCCCUGGAAAUGAUGCGUGUGGUGGACGACUUCAACAAGAACAUGCUGGGUUUUGGCUUCAAGCUUCGCAUUGGAUUCAAUCACGGGCCUCUGACAGCGGGAGUGAUUGGCACUACUAAGCUUCUCUACGAUAUCUGGGGCGACACGGUUAACAUCGCCAGUCGCAUGGAUACAACAGGGGUGGAGUGCCGUGUGCAGGUGAGUGAGGAGAGCUAUUGUGUGCUUAGUGCUAUGGAUUAUGAGUUUGAUUAUCGGGGCACAGUUAACGUCAAAGGCAAAGGUCAGAUGAAGACCUUCCUUUACCCGAAGAGCAGUGAUAGUGGCCCUGUGCCUCAGUACCAGCUCUCAGUGUCACCAGAGAUUCGGGCACAGGUGGAUGGUAGCAUUGGACGCUCACCCACUGAGGAAAUCGCCAGCAUGGUUCCAGCAACCAGCCUAACUGCAAGCAGCACACAUACUACGGUACACAGUGCUGGUUCCUCAACCAUCAAAGGGCUAAGCCUCGGGAAAGAGGCCGUCAGGCGUUCCUCUACCGAAACCUCCAAUGCUAGAAGACCUUCAUCUCACCUAGACGGACCAACUUCUUCAGCAAAUAACCAACAGCUUCUCAUCUCAUCAUCGGCCCAGCAAAAUACGCCCAUAACGUCCCAAAAAUACAUCAAGAAGGACAAAUGCGACGAAGCGCCUGACAGUCAUGUUGGAGAAUUAACACGACUCUAAGAAUGUCAUAUUAUUGCGCUUUUAUCGUAAACUGUCUACCCUUUAAGCUCUUGUUCCUGCCAUUUGGCAUUUGUAGAAUUACAAUAUAUCUGGUCCUAGAAUCAGAGAAAGACCUGCAGGCCUCUUCUCUGCAGAAGGCAGAGAGCAGGUUGUUUUUAGUGUAAAUCUGAUUGGCUGAUAUUAUCAGUGGAAGGUGCUGCCUGGACCUCAAAGCGACUGUCAGGCAGGAACACACAGAGGAAGUAUGAUGGGAUGUCUCUCUCAGACCUUCUCUUGCCUGCUAUAGAUCUCAUUUGUCUCCCAUUACUUGAUUAUCUGUAUACCUUUAAUCUUCAUUUAUUUUUGUGUCUUUUAAGUGCCUAGAAUUAUGUGUAGACUAAGCCUUUUUGAGUAUAGAAGGAUAUCAUAAAAAGGGAAAACUGUAAAUAAGCAAACUUUUUGGGAAAACCAGCUUACAUUUUGUUACAACUUUGUAAACUAUGCUUUGCUAUUAUGCCUUUUAUUAAAGAAGAGCUUACUAUACAUAUGGAAAGUGUUACAACAUGAAGAUAAUCACAAUGUGUGUUAAUUAAAGGGAAUAUAUGUUAUAGUAAAAUCUGAACUACAAUGCAACAGAGUCUAUUUCCUUGUUCUUCAAGAGUACCAGAAAACUCUUCAUGAGAAGCACAGCAGAAAUGAAUCAAUACAGGCUAACUGCAAACAAGGCUGAGCUGUGCGUCGUAUUUGCAUGCAAACCGUGAGUGUGUUUGUGUGUUCGUUUUUAUGGCUCUGUGUAGGAAGAAUAUCAUGCUCAGUUUAAUAAAGCGAGUUGCCUAUGAGUUAAUCAAAGACUUGUAGGAUGAGGACAAACAUUUCAGGAACGCAGUCGGGGGCAAAACAAAAUCUUAUGUCAGCUUUUUCUCUGGCCCCUGUUAAGAUCGUUGUCUUACCUCAGUACUGUGUCCUGUCCCAGCCACAUUUAAUCAGCAUGCUUGCAACGAUAGCAGCAUUGUAGACAAGGUUAGAUCUGUAGUUCUGUGCCCUCCCCCAUGAUUUGGGCUCCUAUGGGUACCCAAGCUGUGUUAGAUGUUGAUGAGUAUUUAGAUGGAUCCUACAAGGCACUGUUGUACCUGUAGAUUACUUUGACCGUAGAUCAAUUACAGAAAACAACUGCCUAGGUUUUGCUAUGGAUUACACUGUGUGUUUAGGUGAUAUGGCUUUUUAGACAUUGAUAAUCAAAGUGGAAUGUCACUAAUCUAAACUAAAUGUGCACUAUUGUAUUUAUUGUUACACAAAACUUGAACUUUCUAUGUGAAGCUCCGGUCUUUAAUUGUAUUAUUUGAAAUAUACUAUUUGAUGGAAACAGUUGGAUGCAUUAGCUGCUUCAUACUUUCAAUGGCAUGAAACUUAAUGUAAAAACGGCACUAACUGUAAAAGCAGUGCAACAAAUGUAUUUCGUUUUGUGUUUUUAUUCCUUAUAGACUUCUAUUAUGUCAGAUGAUGAAGGAAAUCAAACUGAUUAAACUGUACAUCUCGGUUGCUGUUACAUGUUCUCUCUUUUAUUGUUUUCUUAGCAAAAAGGAUUGUGUGCUCAGAGGCAAACGCGUUUUACCAUGACGUCCACUUCAGUGUCUUUUGACUUUUGAUAUUUCAAUAUCUUUAACAGCACUUAAACCAAUCAGUAUUUUAAAGUAAUAAUGCAUACAACACAAGGGACACAUUUGCCUUUUAUCAUCAAAGUUAUUUUAACAAAUGCCUAAUAAGUUAAUAAUUGGUUGUUUUGUUCGUGCCUUUUAACUUUCUACUUUUUUUCACUGUCUGCUCUGUGUUGCUUUCAUUUCUUAAGACACUAAAUAUUUAUCUUAAGCUUUGCAGGAUAAUGUUAACUUUUGUGCUAUAAACACCUUUAAUUUAAAAUAUGUUUUGUAAGUUACACUUAUGGGCACACAACCCUUUUACCAGCCUAAAAUAAAGGUAGUUUUCGAAUAAUAUUUGUUAUUAUUUAUGUGUUUAAUCUAGAUCAAGAUACUUCAGUGUCAAGUAAAGCGUAUUAGCAACAUUUGUUUUUUUCCUUCCUUGGUUAUUUUAACAUUUUUUUCUAUUAGUAUUGAAUUUGGGAUAAACAAGAAUAAUUACAUAGCGGUGUUUUCUAUUUUCUGCCCUUUUUCUUUUUCUACCAACAUGAUCCUAAAUGUUGCUUUGGGUUGAUUUAUCGAGAUGUAAGUGACAUUCUGACCCAGCAGAAUGGCACACUGUGAAAAUGUUGAUGCCAAAGAGUGUUAUUGCCAUCACUUAGAGGUUUUUUGUAUCUUAUUUUCCGCUUAAUUUGCAGGUUAUCUUGUGCUUGUUCAAUAACAUUUAUAUAUUCACUGUUAAGAGACAUUUGCAAAGGAGCUCACUUUUUAUGUAUAGUAUGGCUUUAUAUUGUAUAGUUUCUGAGCAUUUUCUAUUAUUUAUAUAGACGCAUGUACUAGAGUAUUAAAUAGUCUAAAGAACUGGGUAAUUUGACUAUGUUGGAAUAACACUUGUGUGUUCAGUUUGCCUGCAUGUCCGUACAAAACUGUGUUUGUAAAACUGUGUGGUUGUGUAUUUUUGUAAGCAAUGCUCCAUUUGUAUCAUCUCAAAAAGUAUGACAUGCAAGACAAUAAGGCUUCAGUCAUACAGACAUCCUUUAUUUCUUUUUCUAAAAAUAAAAAGUGGGCUAAUAAAAUGGGUGAGACACUGCUAGAUGUCUGCACUUAGGCAGUAUUACAGUAGCCUGCUACAGCCAAGUUUUAAGGCAUUGUUGCUUUAUUUAGAAAUUUGUGUGUACAUAGCACGUUAAUGGGUAAAUGCAAGUGAAGGUCACAAUUGAAUAAAAUAAAAUGAUGGUACAUUUUGUCUGGUUGAAUUUACAGUGUACCCUGUCGCUACUUCUGAUUCUGUAUUUUGUACUUUACUUUAGUAUUUGAUGCUGUGUUAUACUGUAUGUAUUUUACACUAUACUCUGCAUUGCCUUGUUGCUUUUGUUGAUUGAGAUUUCACAAACAAAACAUUAGGCGCUGUUAUACAAUAUUUAACAUUGCCAUUGAUUCAAUUACCCAACAUAAAAUAAAGUAGUUUAAAAUUCA
Notothenia coriiceps (black rockcod) is the source of this 5400-nucleotide messenger RNA. RefSeq names its product adenylate cyclase 9 (gene adcy9b). NCBI's taxonomy places the organism in Eukaryota, Metazoa, Chordata, Actinopteri, Perciformes, Nototheniidae. Gene Ontology annotation, biological process: intracellular signal transduction; cyclic nucleotide biosynthetic process; adenylate cyclase-activating G protein-coupled receptor signaling pathway. The record is from RefSeq and is a predicted model, not a curated record. Gene Ontology annotation, cellular component: plasma membrane. The transcript is spliced from 8 exons. Gene Ontology annotation, molecular function: adenylate cyclase activity. The coding region runs from base 8 to 2311 and encodes 767 amino acids.